Molecule: messenger RNA, 958 nt
Organism: Varanus komodoensis (Komodo dragon)
Lineage: Eukaryota; Metazoa; Chordata; Lepidosauria; Squamata; Varanidae
Gene: PARK7
Product: Parkinsonism associated deglycase
Exons: 7
Coding region: 144-713 (189 amino acids)
Biological process (GO): guanine deglycation, glyoxal removal; protein deglycation, glyoxal removal
Cellular component (GO): nucleus; cytosol
Molecular function (GO): protein deglycase activity
Source: RefSeq, a predicted model, not a curated record
GCCCUCACCCGGCGCGUCUCGGGAGCGGCGGGCGCGUGAGCGAGCGGGACGCCCUGCGCCGUGCGGCGUGAGUCGCAGCCUGGUCCUGACAAGACACCUAGCCUGCAUUUCCUUUCAAAGUGAGCUAAGCACCAGUUCUCAAAAUGGCUUCUAAAAGAGCCCUGGUAAUUUUAGCUAAAGGGGCUGAGGAGAUGGAAACAGUAAUCCCCACGGAUCUCAUGAGGAGGGCAGGAAUUGCUGUGACAGUUGCAGGCCUGACUGGAAAAGAUCCUAUACAGUGUAGCCGUGACGUCGUUAUUUGUCCUGACACGAGUUUGGAAGAGGCUCGAAAGGAGGGGCCCUAUGAUGUGGUGGUCUUGCCUGGAGGGAACCUGGGAGCUCAAAACUUGUCAGAGUCCCCACUUGUGAAGGAUGUCUUGAAGGACCAAGAUGGCAGGAAAGGACUGAUAGCUGCAAUAUGCGCAGGUCCCACUGCUCUCCUAGCACAUGGAAUAGGUUUUGGAAGUAGAGUGACAACACAUCCUUUGGCCAAAGACAAGAUGAUGAGUGGAGAUCAUUACAAGUACUCUGAGAAUCGUGUGGAAAAGGAUGGACACAUCCUCACCAGUCGGGGACCGGGCACCAGCUUUGAGUUUGGUCUUGCAAUUGUGGAAAACCUGCUGGGGAAAGAGCUAGCUGACCAGGUGAAGGCACCGCUUGUUCUGAAAGAUUAAGGCGGCACUCUGCCAAGGAGGCCUUUCCAUGAAAGAAAUAACAAGAGCAAAUAUUGCAAGUACACUGAAAUCCAAACCCAGAGUAAGUUUGAGAUUAGGAGCUUGGACCCAACAGCCACUUAGCAACUUUAGCUCCCCGACCUCAGAGCAACCUCUGUGGAUGAGAGAUGUGAAACCCUUCCGUUAAAGUCCCCUUAGUGCUUCCUGAGACUUCUUAGUUUUCAAUAAAGCAAAACUCCAUUGCA